AUGCCGGGAAUUUUCAGAAGAAUAUUUGUUAAGAUAUUUCUUAGAAAGCGUACACAAAAGAAUGAUGGGACCAACGAGAGAUCGGUAGUCGGUAUAAUCACUACCAGUGAUGAUACCAAAAUCGAAAAUUUGGAAGAUGACAACAAUAACUAUAAUCAGAACUAUAAUCAGAUAGACGAUUCCAUGUUAAGACCCAUAUCCGUCAACAAUAAUCCUGCGGACCGACUAAGCUCUAGCACACGCAGAGAUUGGAGAAGCGGGUACAAACCAAUCGAUGAGUUCCUGCAGGAGAUGCGGUUGGAAUAUCCCCAUCCUACUCAACAUCUUAAUUGGGUACCGUUUGAGGAAUUUGUGAAUUAUAAAACCGUUGCGAAGGGUGGAUUUUCGACGAUUUAUGAGGCUACGUGGACUACAUCCGGACAAAUAGUGGCACUGAAGUGCUUGAGCGAUUCUCAAGAUAUAAGUACAGAAUAUUUGAACGAGCUCAAACGAAACUGGAUUCUACUUUUGCAACCUCAAUUUCUGCGAUGCUUUGGGAUCACCCAACAACCAACCACAGGAGAAUUCAUGAUGGUCAUACAAUAUGCGCCAUUUGGCGAUCUAAGAUCACACCUUCAGAACAAUCAGACAUUAAGUUGGAAGGACAAAGUUCGAAUCUUGAAGCAAAUUGCUCGCGGAAUUGGUGAAAUGCACAAAAGAGAUCUGGUUCACGGAGACUUGCACAGCGGCAAUGUGAUGAACCUCGACAACACUCAUUUCGUUAUUGCCGACGUCGGACUAUGUGGGCCCGCUAAUAAAUCCACUGAAAAAAGUGGGAUCUAUGGAGUCAUCCCGUAUCUUGCUCCCGAAGUGCUCAAGGGUCAGGAACAUUCGAAAAAGUCUGAUGUAUAUAGUUUUGCUAUUAUAAUGUGGGAAAUAUGCUCAGGUGUUAAACCAUAUAUGAAUGUGGCUCACGACAUUAACCUUGUCAACGACAUUUUAAAUGGAAGACGCCCUCCCAUUCCCGUUGGUACUCCAUCAUUUUACUCGGAAUUGAUGACAAGUUGUUGGGACGCGGAUCCAAUAAAGCGACCCGACUUCGUCGAGAUCUCAAAUACAAUUUACCGCUGGCUGGUAAACGACUCGCUGGAAUCGUCACUUCGUAAGAACAGCAUGAAAUCAACAAUUAAGAAUCUCUCCAAUAAGAAAACACAACAUCCGGAUGCUGUGUACCACAGUAGAUUAUUGGAUUUCCCGGAAAUUAAGGAGACGCGCAGACGUCAAUAUCUUUCGCUAAACAUCCCGCUUUCCGGUCAAGAGACAGUGAACGAAUCACAAACAUCCGUAGAUGAAAGUGACCAAACACAAAUUUCCACAGAGACAUCGCCAAACCAAUCACCAUCUUCACCUCACUCAACUAACUCAUUCAAUCGUUCACAGUUCCGAAAUUCAUACAACUAUCCACCAACUUCCCGAGACAAUGCCAACUAUACUCCAAACUCAAAAGAAGUAUAUAAGUUUGCACCUCCUAAAGAUGCCUAUAGCUUUUUAUCACACCCCCCUCCGAUACCAGCAAAUCAAAAUGAAAGAACAUUAAGUAACUCCCGAGUCCCAAAUAAUGUUCUCAGUAUUUUCAUACCGGAUGAUGAUAUUCAAACAUUACAAUCAUUUUGGGCGACAGAAGGAAGAAACAUGAGUAGAAAAAGUCUUUCAAAUUUAAUAUAG
Acaulospora morrowiae is the source of this 1704-nucleotide messenger RNA. The record is from the annotation of a GenBank genome assembly. NCBI's taxonomy places the organism in Eukaryota, Fungi, Glomeromycota, Glomeromycetes, Diversisporales, Acaulosporaceae.